AUGGCGGCCUGCGCUUGCUCCUGCUCCGCAGCCAUUUUCCAGCCAGACUCGGGGUAUACACCGUUUAAUUCUUUUCAUCACGAUCAUUACGAUUUUUCUUCUCUCGCUCCGCCGUUACACUACAUUCCCUCGGCUGAGCCACAUUUCUUUGAUACCUUUGCGCUAGAGCCAGAGUUUUGGACAGAGCCAGUUCUAUCCUCUGCUGAUUCGGACGGGAAUCUUACAUCUACCGAUUUAAGUGCGUUCGCCGAAGGCUUUGACGUCGACAUUCCUUUUACUAUUCCUGAUUUCAGCGCAUCUACAUUUCCUUCUGUUUCGGAUUCGGGAUCAAAUGAACCCCAUACCCUUCAAUCACCUAUCCAAUCCAGCUCGGCCAAUUCACAAACCGACCACUCAAAUGCUCCCUCUGUCUCUCAACCCCCCGGUACUGUCUCAACAUUUUUGCCUAGCCCUGCAACAUCGCAGGGUGAUGAGGUUUUGGGUUGUGUAGACUCGUCACGCGUUGAAAAACGCAAGCUGAACACCCUCGCGGCUCGGAGAUGUCGACAGAGACGCGUCGACCGGAUGAAGAGUUUAGAGGAAGAAUUGGAGAACGUGCGGAGGGAACGCGAUGAGUUGAAACUAGAGGUUUCGAGACUUAAAGGUGAAACGGAGGCUAUGAGAGGGCUACUUACUCGAAAGGGUACAUGA
Molecule: messenger RNA, 690 nt
Organism: Penicillium taxi
Lineage: Eukaryota; Fungi; Ascomycota; Eurotiomycetes; Eurotiales; Aspergillaceae
Product: bZIP transcription factor JlbA/IDI-4
Exons: 2
Coding region: 1-690 (229 amino acids)
Biological process (GO): regulation of transcription by RNA polymerase II
Cellular component (GO): nucleus
Molecular function (GO): DNA-binding transcription activator activity, RNA polymerase II-specific; RNA polymerase II transcription regulatory region sequence-specific DNA binding
Source: RefSeq, a predicted model, not a curated record